AGAGAGAGAGAGAGAGAGAGAGAGAGAGCGCGCGAGCGAGCUGGGGUGUUAUGUUCAACGCUCUCCCUUCAUGGCGAUGGCGGAAUUGGUCCAAAAGAAAACCAGCACCACUACUAGUACUGGUACUAAUACUCCAUCUCCAUCUCCAUCUCCAUCCAAACCCAAAACUAGUUGUUUCCUCGGUUGCUUCGGAUUUUCCAGGAAAGUGAGCAGCAGCCGGCUUACAACUAGCAGAUCAAAGUCGUCGUUCCCGGAAACCGAUUAUAUCCGAUCCCAUCAUGAUCGUGAUCAUCUUCAUCAACAACACCAAAUUAAUAAGUCUAAUGAUAUCGAGAUGAAAACGAGCACUAGUAGUCGACGCUGGUACUUGAUUUCUUGGUCAAGCUGGAGGUUUUGCGCCAACAAGUCGGCCACCAAAACCGUCCCCAUCGACGCCUCCGGUACGGGGACUGGCAAACGGCAAGUUAAAUUCUCUUUGAAGAAAAAAAAGUCAAAGUCAAAGUCAAACUCCGAGUCUGGUAAGCUCGUCUCCAACGCCGAACGUACAGUCUCGGUCACGGACGCAAAGCCGCCGGGUGGCUCAAGUCAGAGAGAGGAUGUGCUGCUGCUGUCUACAGUCUCAGACCCGCAGCAGACCCAAAAACCACCUCCACAGACGACGAGCAACACGAUCAUCCUCGAAAAUAGGAGGAGACAAUUGGAGUCUUCCAAAGACGACACGUGUCAAAAGCGGUUGUCAUUUCGCCGGAAAUUUGAUUCUCUAAGAUCGGGAGGAGGAAGAGGAGGAAGCCAACCCGGUUCACCAGUUAAGCAGGAGGAGAAGAAGCCCAAAUCCAGUGGUGGUCGAACAGCCAGCAGCGCGGUGAUGUCGCACUCUGAGUCUUCCCCCAGUCAGAAACGUCAGAGUGGACGGGCCGCCAAUUCCGCUCUGCCACACAAUAAACAUUCCUCCUCAUCCUCAUCCUCCGGGUCGACUGUGAAGGCGAAAGCAGAUGAUGAUCAUCAACAUCAGCAUCAGGCCGUGAUAUUAAUGGCGAGCAAUAAUAAUAAGAAGAAGAAGAAUUCGGACCCACUGGUAGGUAUGUCCAUUAUUGUGGUGACGCUGAUUAUUAUGUUAUUUUGGGGCCGAUUGUGCGCCAUUCUGUGUACGUGCGCAUGGUUUUAUUUCCUCCCUCGCUUCACAUCUUCUUCAGCUGCAGCCACUGCCACUGCUAGUAUUAUUUCGGACUUGGAUUUGAAUUCCGAGGAAUACAAGAAGAAGGUGGUCUUAGAGGGAUUCCUUGAAAGGAAUAAUCACCGCAAUAAUAAUAAUAAUAAUAUUAAUGUAUAAUAUUAUUUCAUGAAUAUCAAUUGAAAACAUCAUGUUAUGUUUUGUUAUGUUAUGUAUGCAAUAUGUAUAUUGUUAUGUUA
This is a messenger RNA of Prunus dulcis (almond), 1410 nucleotides long. RefSeq lists its product as uncharacterized. The transcript is spliced from 2 exons. The record is from RefSeq and is a predicted model, not a curated record. The coding region runs from base 71 to 1330 and encodes 419 amino acids. Lineage: Eukaryota; Viridiplantae; Streptophyta; Magnoliopsida; Rosales; Rosaceae.